Labrus bergylta (ballan wrasse) is the source of this 2566-nucleotide messenger RNA. RefSeq names its product solute carrier family 43 member 3a (gene slc43a3a). Gene Ontology annotation, molecular function: transmembrane transporter activity. Gene Ontology annotation, biological process: transmembrane transport. The record is from RefSeq and is a predicted model, not a curated record. Lineage: Eukaryota; Metazoa; Chordata; Actinopteri; Labriformes; Labridae.
GGAGCCACUACCCACUGCACCACCAGUGCCCCUUAUUGUUCUUUUUUAAAGCCUUAAAUUGCCUUGCCCCCAAAUUUUGUAGAGAUCUUCUAACUCCUAUGUGGAUCCCUGCGUUCAUUAGAUGCAGCUCGUCUGGCUGUAUAAAUCCCAGCUUGUAAGAUGACUAGCUCUUAUAGACUGUGGGACUCUCUGCCACAUCUGUAGACUGUUUGAAAUCCUCUGUUAAAACUUUCUUUUAUGGGAAGGCUUUUAUGAAGUCUUAAUUGUAUCUUCUUUUAACUCCUUUUUUUCUUUUCAUCUCUCCAUAUGUUUUUUGAAGCACUUUGUAACCAUGUUAAGAAAAGUGCAUUAUAAAUCAUGUUUAUUAUAGUUAAUAGUAUUAUCAUAAUAAAGAAAGAAAUUAACAUUUUUGCCAAGAAAGCAUUACCAUAUGAACCUGUUGUAUUGAAGGGCCAACUUGUUGAUGGGAUUUAUCUUUUUUGUUUUAUAUGUAACUCGGUCAUGUGUUCCUUAAACUCAAAGUCCUACAUUCAAGUCGUUAUCUUACAUAUAAACUUCAUAUUGCCACCAUGCAGGCGGUUUAUGACUCUCUUUUGGUGCCACUCUGAGGCAGAGUCUUGAUAUUUUUUUUGCACCUUUGUCCUUGUAUCCAACAUUAUCAAAGUUCACAUCAUAAUUUCCAUCCACCCUCACCUCACUGUAGCAGAGGGUAGAAAUGCAUCUUGUAGUUUCAUGCACUCAACAACCUUGCGCAACCUGAGUUCCCAGCUGUAAAUGGUGUGAUAUACCACCCCCACUCUUGAUGUGGCAUUCAGGAUAGUAAACAGUUUUCAGCUCAGAGCAUGCCAGUAGAUGUGAGACGUCUGAGGAGCAAAGACAGAGGGUGUGGCAAGAAAUGGGAAAGUAAACCGUUAUUCUUCCAACAGCUAGCAGUGCGACAGAAACCUCGCCUGGUCCCGCUGUGACAGCCUUGCGCUAUCAUUCCAACCUCAUUCAGCAGAAGUAGAAGCGUUUGGCAGCAUGUUUGGAUUCCCAGGGAGCGGAGCCAAGUCGUACUACUGGUUGACCCUUCUGUCAGGACUGGUAGAGAGUUUGUUCUUCUCAGGGAUGGCCUUUGGCUGGGCUUCUCUCGUGUUUGUGCUUAAAGUGGAUGGAUACUUUGCUGGAUACUGUGUCAACACUACCAGAGAUUCUGACCCUGCUGUGUAUAUUGAUUGCAUGGGUCAGGAUGAGCAGUUCUCUCUAGUCAUGUGUGUCGCUCUUAUCACAAACACACUAAUACGCUUCCCUAUUGGAUGUGUCUUCGACCACUUUGGGACUACAGCAACAAGGCUAAUAUCAAUAAUCUUGUACACAACUGGUGCACUGUUCAUCACACUGUUAAACGAAGAUACAGUUAUACUGCUGUACCCUGCCAUGUCGUGUCUCAUUAUAUCUGGUACCAUCCUCCACAUCACUAAUGCACAGGUGGGGAACCUGUUCCACCUCUAUCGCUCCACCAUCAUAACUGUCUACAAUGGAGCCUUUGACUCCUCUGCCGCAGUGUUUCUUGUCGUAAAGUUGCUUCAUGAACGAGGAGUGUCUCUGUAUCUGUCAUUUCUCUUCCUCACCUCGUGUAGCUCCAUCCUGCUUCUACGAACUUUCUUUUUAAUGCCCAGAGGACACAUCCCCUACCCGCUGCCGGAGUCAUACACAUAUGGGGUAAGAUGCCCUGGAAGUAAAAAAAAGGAAAAUAAUGAGACAGAAGAAAUGAAGGAGCAGAAAGACCUUGAGAAGACACAGAAAGACCAGCAGACUGAUGGAGCAAAGCCAGAGCACGAGCCCAAGAACGAGGAAGUGGCUAGUUUCCGGAGCUGUGUCUUGUCCUGGCUCUUCCUGUGGCACCUGGUGUGGGUGAUCACCAUCCUCUUCUGUCAGUUCAUCUUCUUAUCCAACGUCAACCCCAUGCUCAACCGGCUGGCAAAUGAUGACCAAACCUUGGUGAGCCACUACACCAAUGCAUUUGCCCUCACCCAGCUGUGCAGUGUUUUGUUUGCCCCGGUGAGUGGAGUCAUCAUGGACAGACACAAGAAAAGACCUCUUGCUUCAGGAGAAACCAGACGGGAGGCAGACCUGAAUUCAUCCUGUCUCUCCCUCUUCCUCACCUCCCUGCAGUGUUUCCUCUUCUGUGUUUGCUUCACCUGUCCUGUCCUCCCUCUGCAGUACUUCACCUUUGUCCUGCAGGUUAUCAACAGCUCCUUCUUUUUUGGAGGCCAUCAAGCCUUCAUCAGCAUUGCAUUUCCUAUGUCCCAUUUUGGGAAGAUUUCAGGGAUUGCCAUGUCCUUGUCAGCUCUGGGGCUGGUUUUUCAAGUUCCAAUCCUUCACCUCAUCCAACAUCAGCUGCAUGGCGAUCCACUUUAUGUGAAUGUAGCUGUCACCUUGCUGUCCCUUCUUGCUCUCAUUCAUCCGAUCCAUGUUAGACUUUACUGCAAGAAGCUGAAAAAACAAAGAACACCGACCACACCAGAAGCUAACGAACAAUUGCUCAAUAUGGAACCUUUCCAGUUUAGCCAACUAUAAGAAGAAA